AUGACUCAUGUUGGAAGUGAAUAUGAAAAUUAUCUUCUUAAGAAGAAGAUGAGUCAAAUCCCAGUUCCAACAGAUGAUGCAGAUAUCAUGAAAAUGCUUAGAAAAGUUGGAGAACCAAUUUGUUUGUUCGGAGAAGAUCCAGCUGACAGAAGAGAAAGACUUAAAAGAGUUUUAGCACAAGGAAUAGCAACAGAUGUAUUCGAUGAAGAGGAAGAAAUAAGUUUUAUUCCAAAAUAUGAUACAGGAGGGAAUGAAAUUAGCGAAAUGAAGAAAUUUUUAAUCUCUUUUUCAAUUCCUCGAGCACACUUACGUAUGCAAGCUGAAAGACAAAUCGAUCAAGAAAGAAUUAAUACUACAAAUCAAUUAGGAUCUAAUUUCAAAGAUUAUUCAGUCACUGCUUGCGAUCAUGCAGAUACUCGUCCACUUUCAUCAUUAUAUUGUCGUAAUAACAUGUUUUUAAUAGGUUCUAGAUCAGGAAAUAUCUCAUUAUGGAAUCUUUCAAAUUUAUCUAAAAUUUGUGACUUCAACGGCCACUCCAAUCGAAUUAUAGAUGCUAAAUUUCUUACAGACGAUAUAAUAAUAUCAUCAUCUGCCGAUAAAACCAUCAGAAUUUGGAAAUCUCCAAAUUCAGAAAGUUGUAUCGCAAUGAAUUCAGAAAUUUCGUCAAUGGACAUUCAUCCAUCACAGAGGUAUAUCAUUGCUGGUUUGAGUGAUGGCACUUUUAAUGUUAUUGACAUAGAAAGAGAAACAAACAUUGUUACAAUGAAAUCCAACGAUGGAUCAGUGACAGCAGUUUCUUCUCAUACUGAUGGUGGCCUUGUUUUUUGCGGCGGCAAUGAUUCUGUCGGAAAAUUGUGGGAUUUAAGAAAUUGUCACGCAAUUAAAACAAUGAUGGGACACUCUCGGCAGAUAACAUGCUCAUCAUUCGAUACUGGAUUCCAUUGCAUAACAGGAUCUUAUGAUAAUACUGUUAUUGUUUGGGAUUUACGAAAUUUAACAAGAUCUAAGAAAAUUGGCGCACAUCUGGCUCCGAUUUCAUCUGUAUCUAUCUAUGAUGAUCUUCUAAUGACAUCAUCCGUUGAUCAAACCAUGAAAAUUUGGAGUCUUCUUGAUUUCAGAAUUUAUUCUGUUUUAAAGAACCACAAUGUUCCUAUACUAAGAGCAAAGUUUAUUGAGAAUGAUCCGAAAUCACUUCUAACUGUAGGAAAAGACGGAAUGUGGAGAUUAUUUACUCAUCCAAUCUUUUAA
Trichomonas vaginalis G3 is the source of this 1248-nucleotide messenger RNA. RefSeq names its product U4 snRNA binding. Lineage: Eukaryota; Parabasalia; Trichomonadida; Trichomonadidae. The transcript has a single exon. Bases 1 to 1248 code for a protein of 415 amino acids. Gene Ontology annotation, molecular function: U6 snRNA binding; protein binding; U4 snRNA binding. Gene Ontology annotation, cellular component: U4/U6 x U5 tri-snRNP complex. Gene Ontology annotation, biological process: mRNA splicing, via spliceosome. The record is from RefSeq and is a predicted model, not a curated record.